GGUGUGUUCUGUGCCAGCUGUGAGCAGCACUGAUACAGUGUGUGUGAGCACGGGGGGUCAUGGUCCUCACCCACUGCCUCCUCCUCUUUCUGUUGGUCCUGCAAGCCCAGGACGGCCAGACUGCUCCAGUCCCAGGGCAGGGAGCAGAUGUGGCCAGAGGGAGGGCUCUUCCAGCUCCUCAGAUGGUUCCCAUGCUGAUUCCCAGCUGGUAUCCCAGGGUGUCUUUGUAUAAAGUUAAAACAAGGAAGGAUUUCCAGAGGACUCCUGAAGUUCCAAAAGAGGCCCUGAAAAACUUGGAGAAAGCCACAUCAGAGAUGGAGCCAGAGCAGAAGAAGGCCUUGCAGAUGAGAAGAAGCAACAGGGUGCCAGUCUCUGACAAAGAAAGAGAGGCAAUACAAGAAGGCAGCACGUCUGCUCAGCCUCAGGGGCGUCCUGGAGGGCCAAGUGCUGGGGAAAAGGCUGCUGGUCAGGAGCUGAGCAAGAACUAUAUCCUAGGCACUGCAGCAGCCCUGGGUGUGCUGCUGCUUGGGAUAGUGGUACUGGGCAUAGUCCUGUCACUGCUGAGCAGGAGAGACACAACGACCCAGAGAACCAGAAAAGCACCGGGACAAGCCAACACCAAGAGCUCCAGCCCAUCCCCAGUGGUCUUUGCAGCACAGCUCGCCCAGAUGUCCAGGCACAUGGUCACAGGUCCCUCACCUCUGCCCACGUGCCCCAGCUGCUCUCUGGCUGACUGUGCCUCUUCAUGUGACAACUGGAUUUUGCUGGACUCAUCUCAGCCCACACCGUUUGGGUAUCGCUGUUACCAGUGCCAGGGAUACUGCACAUUAAAAGAGGAUUGUUUUGUGAAUGCAUAAAAGAUAUAUUUUCGCCAAAAA
Neopelma chrysocephalum (saffron-crested tyrant-manakin) is the source of this 878-nucleotide messenger RNA. RefSeq lists its product as uncharacterized. The record is from RefSeq and is a predicted model, not a curated record. Bases 60 to 857 code for a protein of 265 amino acids. The transcript has 6 exons. Lineage: Eukaryota; Metazoa; Chordata; Aves; Passeriformes; Pipridae.